Messenger RNA from Heterostelium album PN500, 543 nucleotides. Its product is annotated as SAP18 family protein. Gene Ontology annotation, biological process: negative regulation of DNA-templated transcription. The transcript has 2 exons. The record is from RefSeq and is a predicted model, not a curated record. NCBI's taxonomy places the organism in Eukaryota, Evosea, Eumycetozoa, Acytosteliales, Acytosteliaceae. The coding region runs from base 1 to 543 and encodes 180 amino acids. Gene Ontology annotation, cellular component: nucleus. Gene Ontology annotation, molecular function: transcription factor binding; transcription corepressor activity.
AUGAAAUCACAUUAUGGUCAUUUAAAUCGUGAUAAUAUUCAUCCGCUAUAUCAUGGACAACAACAAAUAAUACCACCAAACUUUGUCACAAGAGACAGAGAUAAGAUGUGUCCUAUUCUACUACGUACAUUCAUUAGAGAGAAUCAAUUUCAUAGCCCAUCAGAGUUUAAAUCGAGAUCUAUAGUACCUGAAAAUGAUGAAAUACAAUUAUAUGUUUGGAAGAAUACAACAUUAAAAGAUAUUUCAGAUUUAAUUAAAGAAGUACAUCUACCAGCAAGAGACAAGAAUACAAAGUUUACAUUUGCAUUUAUAUAUCAAGAUGAAAAAGGAACCUUUGCUAUUUCACCACCAUUAGCAACCGUUCAAGAGCUUAAAAAGUGUGAAGAUGACUUUAAGACACUCGAGACAUUGAAUUACUCAUAUCAAUUUUUAGCAGUAUCAUUUGAUAACCCAAACAAUAAUAACAAUAGUAGUAAUAAUAAUAACUUUAAAAAAGAAGAAGAAAAAGAUAAUAAUAAUAAUGAUAAAAGUAUAUCAGAAUAA